Messenger RNA from Hypomesus transpacificus, 3899 nucleotides. RefSeq names its product zinc fingers and homeoboxes protein 1-like. Gene Ontology annotation, molecular function: DNA-binding transcription factor activity, RNA polymerase II-specific; DNA binding. The coding region runs from base 482 to 3043 and encodes 853 amino acids. Gene Ontology annotation, cellular component: nucleus. Gene Ontology annotation, biological process: regulation of transcription by RNA polymerase II. The record is from RefSeq and is a predicted model, not a curated record. The transcript has 3 exons. Lineage: Eukaryota; Metazoa; Chordata; Actinopteri; Osmeriformes; Osmeridae.
CUGUGGAAUGACGUCAAGACGUAUCACAUUGAAUGAUGACGCCGUUUCAUCAUUAAAACUGCCAUUAAAAAGAAAUGAAAUUCAGGUUUGUUGAUACAUUGCAUGACUACAUGUGACAGACUUAGUUCACCUUUGGAGCUGGUUGGUGUUUCAACAAGUUUGUUAAGCCGUAAUAGUUAGAAAGUAACUGUUGAGCUAGGGAGAAUGUCAAAUUCGAGCAUCUGCAGACAGAGGUAGACUGGAUUCGGCUGACUCCCCUCCACGCACUGUCUCGGAAGACCCGCUAGCCUGCGAGUACUGCAGUCCGGCCAGGCGCGUCAUGCCGAGGGCUCGCUAACCGCAGACCAGAACACAUUUAAGACGUUCGCCCCCAUUGUUGCUCAGGAACAUGAAGAUGUGAAUCCAACCAUCUGCUGCGCAAAGACCCAAGUUGGAGGCUAAGUAGAUUCUUCUUCUCUCAGUUUCCCAACGAGUGUGAGCAAUGUCCAGCAGGAGGAAGUCAACCACACCCUGCAUGUUGCUGCCAUCUGAUGUGGAGGAGCAAGAGGACCCAGACAUGGAGGUGAGCGAGGAGAGUGUUGGAGGUACGGAUGGCUCCUCUGAGAAACCUGCUGAAGCCCUUGGUCCAGCUGAACCUGACGCAGAGCAUGACACCAGUCUACCUGAGGGGGAGGACAGUGUCAAUUUUGGAGCAGUCAGACGUAGCAACCAUUCAGAGGAGUCCAUCAGUGACCUCAUUAUGGAUGGGGGGUUUGUUGAGCCGGAUGCUGAUGGUAGCGAAGACCCAACCGUAGCUGCAAUUUCCCUCAGCAAGACUCCCAUCAUGAAGAUGAAGAGCAAAUCCGAAUCCAAGAGGAUUGCGCUGUCUCUGAAAGCGGCGGAGGAGAGUGAUGGCGUCGGGGAGAGUGAGGGAGAGCAGGAACCGAUUGAAGCGCCUCUGGGCUCCCUCACGCCGGCAGAGCUGAUGAGUCCGCUGCUACAUGCCGAGGCACUAAAACCUGGCCUUUUGCUUAACUUCCCCACCAGCGCUGACCACAAGCAGAAAUCCGUGCUGAACUCAGCCUCGAUGCUGCCAGCGGGCCUUGCCCAGGUGCUGUCAGCCCUGCAGGCGCAGCAGAGCGCUGCCCAGGCCCAACUCCUCAUCCCUCUGAGCAGCAUCCCCUCCUACAACGCAGCCAUGGACACCAACACUCUACUGGUCAACACUUACAAGAGGUUCCCUUACCCCUCGAUGGCAGAGAUCCUUGGUCUGGCCUCCCAGACUAAGUUCAGUGAAGAGCAGAUCAAGAUCUGGUUCUCGGCCCAGCGGCUGAAACAUGGAGUGAGCUGGACCCCAGAGGAAGUGGAGGAUGCUAGGAGGAAGCAGUUUAAUGGCACGGUGCAUACAGUACCCCAGACCAUUACAGUCAUCCCAGCGCACCAUCUCUCUGCAGCAGCCAACGGCCUUCAGUCCAUCCUCCAGACCUGCCAGAUCGUGGGCCAGCCAGGCCUGGUGUUCACCCAGGUGGGCACCACCAGUAGCUUGCCUGUCACCACCCCCAUCACCUUGACAGUGGCUGGGGUCCCCAACCAGAGCCAUACCCCUAAGGCCUGCUCAAGCCAAACUAGCCCAGCAGGUAGUGAGUUGAAGAGGGCUACCACAGUCCAGCCCCCUUCUCUGACCCCCCAGGAGAACUCUGCCCUCAGCGCCGACCAUUUCGGGAUGCGACCCAAGAAGUCGAAGGAGCAGUUGGCGGAGCUGAAGGCCAGCUACCUUCGCAACCACUUUGCCAGUGACGCUGAGAUUGCCCGUCUGAUGAAGCUGACCAACCUGACAAAGGGGGAGAUUAAGAAGUGGUUCAGCGACACACGCUACAACCAGCGCAACUCCAAGAACAGCCACGUCAUUGUGUUCCACGACGGCAACCGAGGCGGUGGAGGUGGCAACGCCACCAUCGUCAUUGACUCCAGUGAUGAGACUCCUCAGUCCCCUCCCCCCGCAAUUCUGCCACCGGUCAAGGAGACACGACCCAAAACCUGGAACCCCUUCCCAGACUUCACCUUGCAGAAGUUCAAGGAAAAGACUCCAGAGCAGCUGGUGGUCCUGGAGGAAAGCUACCAGAAGUGCGACAUGCCCUCCGACGAGGAGCUGAGCCGACUGAGGACGGAGACCAAGCUGACACGGCGAGAGAUCGAUGCCUGGUUCACGGAGAAAAGGAAGACCCUAGCUCCCUCGGCAGCUGCUGCCCCUGAGUCCCCUGAACCAGGUGGCGAGCAGAUGGAUCAAGAAGCAGCAGGCACCUCUCCCUCAUCCUCGAGGAAGGGCUGUCAGACCCCACCGGGUGGCAGGCGAGCCAGCAGGGACAAGGUGGUGAAAAAGAGCCCUGAGCAGCUCCACGUCCUGAAGAGCACCUUCGUCCGGACCCAGUGGCCCUCAGCCGAGGACUACGACAGGCUCGCCAAGGAGAGUGGCCUGCCCAGGUCCUACAUCGUCAACUGGUUCGGAGACUCGCGGUACGCAUGGAAGAACGGGAACCUCAAGUGGUUCUUCUUUUACCAAAGCGGCAACGUGGAGGGCAUCAACGGCAACAAGAACAGGAAGCGGCGGGUCCGGAACCGCGGCUGGGGACGUUCCCGGAGCAGGAGGGCCAAAAGGUCCGCUGGCGUGGAGAAGUCCCCACCUGUCAAGUUUAAGACAGGCAGGGACAUCCUGAAGGAGUACUAUCUCAAGCACAAGUACCUGAACGAGCAGGACCUGGACGAGCUGGUGGCCAAGUCCAACAUGGGAUAUGAGCAGGUGAGAGAGUGGUUUGCCGAGGUCCAGCGACGGGAGGACAUGGGGACGGACCCGUUUGAGGGAGCUGCUGAGAACGAUGAGCAGGAGGGAGGGGAGGACCGAGAGGGGAGGGAGGGGGCAGAGCUAGCACCCGAAGAGCAAAGCAGCACAGUGGUGGAAGAGGAGGAGGAUGAUGAAGAGGAUGAUGAAGAUGACACUGAUGAUAGCGAGGCCUGGGAGCCUUCUCGGGGGGUCCGGAGGUCAAUGUCGGGCCCAGAGGACCAGUGAUGGUCAGAUGAUCCCAGAAGUCCAACAGCACAACACAAAGUAACCAACAGACUGACAAUAAUCUGUGUCUUUUAAGGGGCACCAACUGAAUAGGUCCCUGGUGUACCCACACAAAACAUGCACCUUUUACACUUAGUGUUGUGUAGAUGUAUUUGUUUGUCUUGCUAAUACUACCAGUUGUUACACAGAGAGUGGACAUGACAAGAUCAGAUGUUUUAAUAUUGGAAAGGAUCUAGUUCGUUAUGGCUAAUGAAAAAUUUAAAAACCUUGAUUUAAUCACCACAUGUAUGUAUGUGCAUAGAAGUUAUAUAUGUUAACUUCUCUAUGUCAGUGAAAGACAGUAAAAACCUUCUAGUGAAUCAUUUGGAACAUGAUGAGGAUGUUCCGUUGGAAGUUAUGGGAUGCAAGGAACGGCUGUGCCAAAGUAAAUUGAAUGUGUUGGUAUCUGUGCUACAGAUGAGCUGGUAGCCGGAGGUCCAGCGUAGCAUGGCCUCUUUGGGUGAAUUGACAUUUGUAGUACAGACAGACGUGCACUUUUGACUCAUCACUUGAUAAACGUGUUGUGGAAUCAAAUCUUGAUUGGGCACCUUAGAUCUCUCACACCAUUAAAUGGCUGUGAGAGACCAGAUCUGUUUUCUCUGAACUAACCAGUAUUUUGCCUUUUUUUAGUCCUCUGAUUGUAAGUUCAAGAGGAUGAACCACACUGACUGCCCCUGUUGAUGUUUCAAAUACAAGUCCAGAACGGAUAUUCAUUCAGCACAAUAGAUCAUUAUUAACUAGCCUAGCAGCUUUUAACAACAUUUAACUAUUAACAUUGUAGCAGUGUCCACAUUUAUAAAGCUUUGCUGCCUUGAAA